Messenger RNA from Nematolebias whitei (Rio pearlfish), 4228 nucleotides. RefSeq names its product alpha-2-macroglobulin. The record is from RefSeq and is a predicted model, not a curated record. Gene Ontology annotation, cellular component: extracellular region. Gene Ontology annotation, molecular function: endopeptidase inhibitor activity. NCBI's taxonomy places the organism in Eukaryota, Metazoa, Chordata, Actinopteri, Cyprinodontiformes, Rivulidae. Bases 8 to 4228 code for a protein of 1406 amino acids. The transcript has 34 exons.
GUCAGUCAUGGGUCGCCCUGCGAGUCAGAUGUGGACAUGGAUCCUUUGUGUCCUUUGGUGUGGGAUAUCUGUUGCUCAACCAGCUACAGUACCACAUUACAUGGUGACCAUACCUGCAGUUCUUGAGGCUGGAGCUGAGACUAAAUUCUGUGUGAACCUCUUGGAGCCCAAUGAAAUGUUGGCCAUGACUGUCACUUUGAGGUCCCAAGACAAGAACACAACUCUGUAUGAGAAGACCUCCAGCACAGAGUUUCAUGACUGCAUUCAGUUUCAGGUUCCUUUAGUAACAAAUGAAGAGGUGCAGACAUUUGAGGUGGAGGUACGAGGAAACACAUUUCACUCAAAAGAAGCCAGAAAAGUCAUGAUCAAAGCCUAUCAACCAAAAACUUUUAUCCAAACGGAUAAACCCAUCUACCUCCCUGGACAGACGGUGCAUUUCAGAGUUGUCACAUUGGACUCCAAGUUAAGACUUGCCAAUGAGCUGUAUAACAUCAUUGAAAUGAAGGAUCCCUUUGACAACAGGAUUGGACAGUGGCUCAAUGAAACGUCCAAUAGCAAAAUACUACAGCUUUCUUAUUCCCUGAACUCUGAGGCUCGUGAAGGAACUUACGAAAUUAUUGUCUCAGUAGGUGAAAGAAAAACACAUCACAGCUUCAAGGUGGAAAAGUAUGUUUUGCCCAAAUUUGCCAUAACAUUAAAUGUAAAAGAUGACGUAAGUAUUGGGUCAGAAGAAUUUGAUGUUGAAGUAUGUGCAAAGUACACAUAUGGACAGCCUGUGCCAGGACUUGUUAUUGUUCAGGUGUCCCGACCUAUUGUACACUACUUUUUUGGAGUACAACCUAGAACUCCAGAAGAACUCGAGAUAACUGAGCCAAGAAACACAAAAACAAAAGAGACAGAUAAAACAGGAUGUGCUACAUUUGAAUUCAAGAUAUCAACUUUCACCAAAAUUGACAAAAAGGUAUUGGAGGAUCGAUUUGACAUCAGUGCCAUGGUGGAAGAGGAGGGAACAGGUGUUUCACAUUCACAAAGGAAUAACAUAAGGAUAUCAUAUGUUAUUGGAAAUAUCACCUUUGUUGACACUCCCAAGAUUUAUGAACAAGGAAAAAAUAUAGAAGGAAAGGUUAAAGCAGUGCAUUACAAUGGCACAUCCAUUGGUAACAUGCAGCUCUACCUGUUUACGGGUGAAAGGUGGUCUGCACAAUUGGUGCAGAAUCUCACAACUGACAUAAAUGGUGUUGCCACCUUUUCUCUUAGCACAGACACGUUUAGUGGAGAUGUGAAACUCUAUGUAAGCAACUCACCAACUCUGGAGUAUCCUGGAUAUAGAACUGCUUACUAUGAUAUAGGAGCUCACACUGUGUCCAUUUCCCAACCUGCUUCUCAUGACACCAAAACAGUCAGCUCACUGGAGUUAAAGAGGGAUACAACACUUUCUUGUGAUAAAGAAGAGGAGAUUAGUGUUCUGUACACUUUUGUGCAUGAACCCAAGGGUUCUGUAGAUAUUGUGUAUCUGGUUUUAUCUAGAGGAGCAAUUGUCAUCCAGGGACGAAAACAGGUACAAUUGGAAGAUAAAGCAGUAAAUGAUGGUAUGGUGUCCUUUAAGCUGACAAUGUCUACAGACAUGGCGCCAGAGAUCCAGGUUGUGGCUUACGCCGUCCUCUCCAGCAAAGAUGUGAUUGCUCAUAGUGCUGACUUUCCCACUGAGAAAUGCUUUAGUAAUAAGGUGUCACUGGAGUUUUCUACAUCUUCUGCUGUGCCAGGAGAGGAGACCAAAAUGCAUCUGUCUGCUCAGCCAGAUUCUUUGUGUGGUGUCAGUGCCGUCGAUCAGAGUGUCCUCGUCAAAGAGCCGGGAAAGACUCUGAAUGCUGAUAAGAUUUUCAACUUGCUGCCUGUCAGAAAAGUAACAUAUACCCCUUAUCAAAUUCAAGACUCCACACCAUGUUUACAUAUGAGGCCAAAGAGAUAUGUUCUGCCUUAUCCUGGUGAAGAUCAGAAAGAUGCCCAUAAAAUUUUCCAGGAUGUAGGGCUGAAGGUGGCAACAAACUUGCAAAUAAAAGUGCCCUCCUGCCUCAGAUUUAAGGGAAGAGAAUAUCAUUUAGGUUACAGUGGGUUUGGUGUUCAGUAUUCAAGAGUGAAUGCAAUGGCUGCGCCAGACAGAAUAGCUAUGAGCGGGCCUCCAGGGCUUGGAGGAUCCCUCGCUCCCAGCGCUGAACCAAUCGAGACAGUCCGCACUUUCUUCCCAGAGACUUGGAUAUGGGACCUGGUGGAAACUGGAGAAACUGGAUCAAAGGAUGUCUCUGUGACUGUCCCUGACACCAUCACCACCUGGGAGACGGAGACGUACUGUUUGUCCUCUCAUGGUUUUGGUUUAGCUCCUCGUCAAAAGCUCACCGUCUUCCAGCCCUUCUUCCUGGAGCUCACCCUGCCAUACUCCAUCAUCCGAGGGGAAAACUUUGAACUGAAGGCAACCGUCUUCAACUACCUGACCAGCUGCAUUAUGCUCAAAGUGACUGCAGACCCCUCCUCAGAUUUCACCCUCACCCCCCUCUCUGGUGACCAGUACACAUCCUGUCUGUGUGGCAGUGAACGUAAGACUCUCAGCUGGACCAUGACUCCCACUACCUUAGGGCUUGUGAAUGUGACUGUGACUGCUGAGGCCAUUACAUCUCACAUUUCUUGUGACAAUGAGAUUGCGAGCGUUCCAGAAAGAGGUCGCAUUGACGUUGUGACACGGCCUCUCAUCGUCAAGGCUGAAGGAAUUGAAGUAACAAAGACACACAACUGGCUCCUCUGCCCCAAAGGAAACACUUUGGCAGAGGAAACAGAGAUGCACCUUCCUGAAAAUGUGAUUAGUGGAUCUGCCCGUGCAACCGUAUCAGUCCUGGGCGACAUUCUUGGCCGUGCCCUGAAAAACCUGGAUGGACUGCUGCAGAUGCCGUACGGUUGUGGAGAGCAGAACAUGGCUCUACUGGCCCCCAACAUCUACAUUCUUGAAUAUCUACAAAGUACACAACAACUGACUCCAGCCAUUAAAGAAAAGGCAUCCAACUUCUUAACCAGUGGCUACCAGAGACAGCUGAACUACAAAGACAAUUUUGGUGCAUACAGCACAUUUGGAUCAGGACCAGGAAACACAUGGCUCACUGCCUUUGUGAUGAUAACUUUUUUCAAAGCUCAGGCUUUCAUUUAUAUUGAGCCAAGGAUCAUUGAGGAUUGUAGGAGUUGGCUGGAGCGCCAACAGCUUAAAAAUGGUUGUUUCAAAUUGUCAGGAAAACUCUUCAAUGACAAACUAAGGGGUGGGGUGUCUGAUGAAGUGACACUUACUGCUUACGUCACUGCUGCCUUGUUGGAAAUGAAAAUACCUGCAGAUAAUCAUGUGGUGAAGAAGAGUCUAAGCUGCCUGAAGGAAUCUGUCAAUGACUUCAGCAACACCUACACUGUAGCUCUGCUGGCGUACGUCUUCUCACUGGCAGGAGAUGUAGACACACGGGCGGAAUUUCUAGACCACCUUGACUCGGUCACAAGAAAAGAAGGGGAUCUCUGCUACUGGUGUCCACCAUCAGAAAAAUCAUCACCUCGGUGUGUGGAGACGACCUCAUAUGUGCUGCUGGCCAGACUCAGUUCUUCUUUCGCUACCAUUGACAUGAAAAGUACCACAAGCGCCGUUAGGUGGCUUAGUGGACAACAGAACUAUUAUGGAGGCUUUUUCUCCACUCAGGACACUGCGGUGGCUCUUAAAGCUCUGGCUCUGUAUGCUACACUGAUAUUCAGUCCAGAGGGUUCAGGCUUGGUUACAGUUUCCUCUCCCAGUGAGAACCUGGUAUUUCAUGUCAAUUCAGAGAACAAACAUGUUUACCAAGAACGGAUGCUGCAGAACUUAAAAGGAAAGUACUUGAUAAAGUCAGAAAGCCAUGCAUGUACUUCAGUACAGGUUUCUCUUCACUACAACAUCCCAGCUGAAAGUGUAAAAAGCCCUUUCAGUGUGGAAGCAGAGGUAGUGUUCCAUAAGCAUUGUGACAGAGGCCUGGUCACGCUGAAGCUGAAGUCCUCACACAAUGGAGACAGUAGCUGUACAAACAUGGUGGUCAUAGAUAUUACAAUACCUUCUGGAUUUUGUCCUGUCCCAGAGUCGUUGUCGAAUCUCAAACAUGGUGUGCUGGUGAAAAAUGUUGAAUACAAGGAUGGUCAUGUUAUUUUAUAUUUAUGGGAGGUGACCAGGGUGUGA